AUGUCUUGCUCCAAUCUCACAAUGCUCGUGUCCUCCAAACCUUCCCUCUCGGACCCCUCCAACCUCUCAUUCCGUUCUGUCCUCAACCCUUUUCAGCUCCCUUCUCAAAACCCAACUUCAUGCACCCCUUCACGCUCUUCCUCCACCCAAGUUCAGUGUGGUCUCCGAGAGCUCAGAACCCGCAUUGAUUCUGUCAAAAACACACAGAAAAUCACCGAGGCCAUGAAGCUUGUGGCAGCUGCAAAAGUGAGAAGAGCUCAAGAAGCUGUGGUCAACGGAAGACCCUUCUCAGAGACCCUUGUUGAAGUCCUCUACAACAUCAAUGAGCAGCUCCAAACCGAGGACGUUGACAUUCCUCUAACAAAGGUGAGGCCAGUGAAGAAGGUUGCACUUGUCGUGUGCACCGGCGAUCGCGGCCUCUGCGGCGGUUACAACAACGCAAUCAUAAAGAAAGCUGAGGCUAGAAUUAAAGAGUUGAAGCAACUUGGUUUGGAAUACACUGUCAUAAGUGUUGGCAAAAAGGGUAACUCUUAUUUCAUUCGAAGGCCUUAUAUACCAGUUGACAGGUUUCUAGAAAGUGGGGCACUUCCAACUGCUAAGGAAGCUCAGGCUAUAGCUGAUGAUGUUUUCUCACUGUUCGUGAGCGAAGAGGUUGACAAAGUGGAGCUUCUGUACACCAAGUUUGUGUCAUUGGUGAAGUCAGAUCCUGUGAUUCACACUUUGCUUCCACUAUCACCAAAGGGGGAGAUUUGUGAUGUGAAUGGUGUGUGUGUUGAUGCUGCUGAAGAUGAGUUCUUCAGGUUGACCACCAAGGAGGGGAAGUUGACUGUGGAGAGAGAUGUUGUGAGGACCAAGACUACGGAUUACUCACCUAUUUUGCAGUUUGAGCAAGACCCGGUUCAGAUCCUUGAUGCUCUGUUGCCUUUGUAUUUAAACAGCCAGAUACUGAGGGCGUUGCAGGAGUCGCUGGCUAGUGAACUUGCUGCAAGAAUGAGUGCUAUGAGCAAUGCAACCGACAAUGCUAUGGAGUUGAAGAAGAACUUGUCCAGGGUCUACAAUAGGGCGCGCCAGGCUAAGAUCACUGGCGAAAUUCUGGAAAUUGUGGCUGGUGCCAAUGCCUUGCAAUAG
This is a messenger RNA of Sphenostylis stenocarpa, 1128 nucleotides long. Lineage: Eukaryota; Viridiplantae; Streptophyta; Magnoliopsida; Fabales; Fabaceae. The record is from the annotation of a GenBank genome assembly.